AUGCCCAUCGACAGUCCACCCGCCCAACCGCGCUUCCGCCUGGCCAUCGUCGGUGCCGGAAUAGCAGGCCUCACGCUCGCGAUCGCGCUCGGGCGAUUUGACGAUCCGGCGUCGCCCAUUGAGAUCGACAUAUAUGAGUCCGGGCCCGAGAUCACGACUGUUGGUGCGGGCAUAUCCGUCUGGCCGCGGACGUGGGCAAUCAUGCGAAGGCUCGGACUACACGACGAGCUCAUGCAGGAAGCGGUGAAAGGCAGGGGGGAGACGAAGAAGAACCAACACGAAGCGAGCACUCUACAUCAAGCGGGCGGGGAUGAUGGAGACUGCGAGGGGACAUGGAGACCGGCCUUCGUGUGCCGCAAGUCGGACUGGCCGCGCGAGGGCUUCGAGUUCGGGCGCAUCAUGGUCCCAGAUGGCGCGACCACGAUGCACCGCGCCAACAUGGUCCGCGUCCUCGUCCGCCACCUCCCCGCGCACUGCACCGUCCACACCACCAAGCGCCUCGUCUCCUACAACCCUCCCUCGCGAUCCUCCACGGCCACCAGCGGCGCAUACACCCUGCACUUCGCCGAUGGUACCCACGCAUCGGCUGACGUCCUCGUCGGCGCGGACGGGAUCAAGUCCGCGGUGCGCAGCGCCAUGUACACGCACGCGCACGCUCGCGAUUGCGACAGCACACCCAUUGCGGCAUGCGCGCGCUGUGCGCGCUCCCGCCCGAAGUGGACGGGCACGGUCGCGUAUCGGUACUUGAUCCCGACGGAGCGACUGCGUGCGGUUAACCCCGCGCACCACGCGCUGCAUGUGAGGGCACCGAUGAGCUACUCUGGCAAAGGGAAGCAUAUCAUCACGUUCCCGAUCUCGCACGGGCAGUAUCUCAACUGGAUCGGCUUCGUGACGCGGCCCGGGAAAGAGGGCACCGAGUACCCGCACAAGUGGGUGCUCGACGCGGACCAGGACCACGUCGUGCGCGAGUUCACGGGCUGGGAGCCCGAGGUCGACCAGAUGAUCGCCUGCGUGGAAGACCCGAAGCUGUGGGCGAUCCACGACAUCGAAGACCUCCCGUUCUCCGUUUCCGGCAGAGUCGCCCUGAUCGGAGACGCGGUGCACGCCAUGACGACCCACCUGGGCGCAGGCGGCGGCCAAGCGAUCGAGGAUGCGUACCUCCUCGGCACCCUCCUCACCGACCCGCGCGCCUCCCCGUCGCGCCUCCUGCGCGUGCUGGAGAUCUACCAGGCCGUCCGACUCCCCUUCGCACGCGCCGUCGUCCAGAACGCGCGCACGGUCGGGCUCAUGUACGAGUUCAACUCGCCCGGGCUGUACGCCGCGGACCCCGCGCACGGCGAGCCGACAGCGGUGGGCGUGCGCUCAGGGGAGAAGGACCGCGGGCGCGAGGCGGCUGCGGACGUUGACGUGGACGGGCUGAAGCGGCGGUUGGGCGAGCUCGAUCGCGCGAUCUGUGAGAUGUGGCAGUGGCAGUGGAAGGAGAAGGUGGAGGAGCAGUGGGAGGAGGCAGGGCGCAUGAUGGACGAGCUGGAGGGCCGUGCGGCUCCUCCUCAUCGGCGAUUGGAGAGGUAG
This is a messenger RNA of Epithele typhae, 1572 nucleotides long. RefSeq lists its product as uncharacterized. Gene Ontology annotation, molecular function: FAD binding. The record is from RefSeq and is a predicted model, not a curated record. The transcript is spliced from 9 exons. The coding region runs from base 1 to 1572 and encodes 523 amino acids. Gene Ontology annotation, biological process: secondary metabolite biosynthetic process. NCBI's taxonomy places the organism in Eukaryota, Fungi, Basidiomycota, Agaricomycetes, Polyporales, Epitheliaceae.